CAACAACAGGCCCCGCGGCGCGUGGCGAAGGCCUGCGAAGCGCGCCGCCUCUCCGUGCGCCGGCGGCGGAAGGGGGGGGCUCCUGGGACUUGUAGUUUGGGCUGGGUAAGCUAUGGAGAGGGCUAUGGCCAGCGGCUCCUUGCUGGGCGAGAUUGGUUUUUGGGCGGAGAGGACGCCGGUUCACGAAGCAGCCCGGAGGGGAGAAAUCCUGCAGCUGCAAGAGCUCAUUAAGAGCGGCGCCUGCGUCAACCUGGUCACCUAUGAUUCCAUCACGCCGCUGCAUGAGGCCAGCCUGUGCGGCCAGACCCAGAGCGUGAAAAUCCUCCUGGCCGCAGGGGCACAGGUGGAUGCCAGAAACAUAGACGGCAGCACGCCCCUCUGCGACGCCUGUGCCUCUGGGAGCCUAGAGUGUGUGAAAGUCCUGCUCUCACAUGGGGCCAAGGUUAACCCUCCGCUCUACACGGCGUCUCCCCUCCACGAGGCCUGCAUGAAUGGCAGUGCCGAGUGCGUCCGUCUGCUGAUCUGCGUCGGCGCUAACCUGGAGGCCCACGAUUGCCACUUCGGGACUCCUUUGCACUUGGCAUGCGCCAGAGAGCACCUGGAUUGCGUGAAGAUAUUGCUCAACGCAGGGGCCAACGUGAAUGCCGCCAAACUUCACGAGACAGCCCUCCAUCACGCCGCCAAGGUGAAAAACGCUGAUCUGGUGGAGAUGCUGGUCGAGUUCGGGGGAAACAUUUAUGCCCGGGACAACCGGGGCAAGAAACCUUCGGACUAUACCUGGAGCAACAGCCAAGCGGCCAAGUGCUUUGAGCAUUACGAAAAAACUCCGCUGUGCUUGUCCCAGCUCUGCCGGCUGAGCCUGAGGAGAGCCCUUGGCCGGCAAGCCCUGGAGAAAAUCUCCAAGCUCCACAUUCCUCUGCGAUUAAUCGACUUCCUCUCCUAUAACUGAUCGACCCGGGAAGGUGCCGCUCCAGGGUGCCACCAAGCCCGUGCCACGCAAGGCCGUUCUCGUCACGCUGAUCUCAGGCAACUCUUCAGAAAUGGUUUUAAUUUAAAGGAUGUAAAUAGUAUUUAUGAGAAAUCUGCCGUCUGAUGCCGGACAGGCGGGGUCUUCUCCUUCGCAGCCUGUUCCCGUAAUAGCUCUUAAUAUUCUUAUGGUGCUGUCCUGAACACGCAAAGCGCCCGCGCGCACGCCUUGCAAGAACCCCAUGCAGAAUAAUUUCCCCGCUGUUCCCGUUUCGGAGGCGCCGCGCUUGCGUCAGAAUGGAGGUGAACGUGGGCGCACCGGUUCACAGCUCCGGCUCUUAACUGUUUACGCUUCACCAGCAUCCAGAGCGCCCCAAAGGAGGUACGGCAACACCAGCGUGAAAAAGGAUUCGGCGUUUUGUGGUUUCUUAGCACUCAUGUUCUGGCUAGAUGCCACCAAUAGGCGGUGAAAUAUAUCAUUUACCAUGUG
Molecule: messenger RNA, 1456 nt
Organism: Elgaria multicarinata webbii
Lineage: Eukaryota; Metazoa; Chordata; Lepidosauria; Squamata; Anguidae
Gene: ASB13
Product: ankyrin repeat and SOCS box containing 13
Exons: 6
Coding region: 113-949 (278 amino acids)
Biological process (GO): positive regulation of protein catabolic process; protein ubiquitination
Molecular function (GO): protein binding
Source: RefSeq, a predicted model, not a curated record